Molecule: messenger RNA, 2285 nt
Organism: Xyrauchen texanus (razorback sucker)
Lineage: Eukaryota; Metazoa; Chordata; Actinopteri; Cypriniformes; Catostomidae
Product: vitamin D 25-hydroxylase-like
Exons: 5
Coding region: 60-1580 (506 amino acids)
Biological process (GO): xenobiotic metabolic process
Cellular component (GO): cytoplasm; intracellular membrane-bounded organelle
Molecular function (GO): iron ion binding; heme binding; oxidoreductase activity, acting on paired donors, with incorporation or reduction of molecular oxygen, reduced flavin or flavoprotein as one donor, and incorporation of one atom of oxygen
Source: RefSeq, a predicted model, not a curated record
CGAAGAGGUAGAAAGAAACUUUUCCGAAAGCACAGAUUAUCCCAAAGUGUACAUCUAAGAUGGUAUCGAUUAAUCGGAUGACAUCUCUGUUUUCUGUGUCUUGGGAGCAAACUGUCGUAUGGGUGUGCAGUUUGCUCAUUACACUAUUCAUUUUGUUGGUGAUUCGCCAUCUCAUAAAGCAGCGGAGACCCCGAGGGUUUCCCCCUGGACCGACACCUUUGCCCAUGAUAGGGAAUAUACUGUCCCUAGCCACAGAGCCUCACGUCUACAUGAAGAGGCAGAGUGAAAUCUACGGACAGAUUUUUAGUCUCGACCUGGGAGGCAUCUCAACUGUUAUUCUAAAUGGUUAUGAUGCCAUUAAAGAGUGCCUGUAUCACCAGAGUGAAGUUUUUGCAGACCGGCCAUCACUCCCUUUAUUUAAGAAGAUGACUAAAAUGGGAGGACUUCUGAACUGCAAAUAUGGUCGGGGUUGGAUGGAACACCACAAACUGGCUGUGAACAGCUUCCGCUACUUUGGCAGCGGUCAGAGGAUGUUUGAGAGGAUUUCUGAGGAGUGCCUGUUUUUUCUAGAUGCCAUCGACAAGCACAAGGGCAAGCCCUUUAACCCCAAGCACCUUGUUACCAAUGCAGUGUCCAACAUCACCAACCUCAUUAUCUUUGGGCAGCGAUUCACUUACGAUGAUAGCGAUUUUCAGCACAUGAUCGAGCUCUUCAGUGAGAAUGUGGAGCUGGCAGCUAGUGGCUGGGCCUUCCUGUACAACGCCUUCCCCUGGAUUGAGUACCUGCCCUUUGGGAAACAUCAAAAGCUGUUCCGCAAUGCCAGCGAAGUGUAUGACUUCCUUCUGCAAAUGAUCAAGCGCUUCUCACAACACAGGGUUCCCCAGUCACCACAACAUUACAUUGAUGCUUACUUGGAUGAGAUGGAGCAGAGCGCCACUGAUAAGGCCACGUCUUUCUCGAAAGAGAAUCUAAUUUUCUCUGUUGGUGAACUCAUCAUUGCCGGCACAGAGACCACCACAAAUUGUCUGCGCUGGGCCAUGCUCUACAUGGCUCUAUAUCCAAGUAUACAAGAUAAUGUCCAAAAGGAGAUCGAUUGUGUCCUGAAUGGCAGGCCACCGGCUCUUGAAGACAAGCAGAGGAUGCCCUAUGUGGAAGCAGUGCUCCAUGAAGUCUUGCGCUUUUGUAACAUUGUCCCACUGGGUAUCUUCCGCGCUACCUCUCAAGAUGCAGUGGUGCGUGGCUAUACGAUCCCCAGGGGCACCAUGGUGAUCACUAACCUGUACUCAGUGCACUUUGAUGAGAAGUACUGGAGUGAUCCAUCCAUCUUCUGUCCUGAGAGGUUCCUUGACCUUAAUGGUAAAUUUAUCAGACGUGAGGCAUUUCUCCCCUUCUCAAUCGGCAAACGUCACUGUCUUGGUGAGCAGUUGGCCAGGUUGGAGAUGUUCUUAUUCUUCACCACAUUGCUCCAGAGGUUCCGCCUUCAGUUCCCAGAAGGCUUUAUUCCAACUCUUAGCCCGAAACUGGGCAUGACUCUGCAACCUCGGCCGUACUCCAUAUGUGCCAUCAGAAGAAAGCAGUAAAACUCCCCCCAUGAGCUGUGGCACAUAUGCACUCACCUCAGGGGAUCCUAAGAAGAAACACAGAACGGCAGUGCAAUUCCCUGUCUUAAAUUCCAUCAGGUUUUCAGCUGGGAAUAUUGACCUCUGAUAUUGACUUGUUAAAUUCUCAGAAUGUGUCCUCCAUACUUUCACAGAACCCUGGCAGUAAGUGAUAACAUUACUGUUAAAGAAUACAUGGUAUGGAGAGCAAAGAGUGAGCACAUGUGUAUACAAAUGUGACAAAGACACGCUGUUGCAAGAUUAAGUGUAAAAUGCAUGUUUGAUAACUUGAAUUGAAAAAAGUGUACCAAAGUGCACGUCAAUAAUGAGGUAUUGUGUCAAUAAUUGAUAGGGUUUACCUAUAACUGAGGUUAUAAGAGCUCAGCUGAGACUAGCUGCCUUUCCAAGAAAGUUUUGGAUACACUUUAUGACUCCCAUUGGUUUAAUGCCAUAUAACAGUGUUGAACUAACAACAGCCCUGUCUGUCCCUAGUUUAUAUCAGUGGAAACAGUUUAUCAAGAAACUUGAGCUUUAAAAAAUGGUGCUAUCAUCAAAAGCUGGACUCAUUUUGAACAAUAUAUUUUUAUAGUACAAUGUCCUAUAUUGCUUUUACUUUUUAACCAGUUUCUGAGCAAAGACUCAUUAUUCUUGUUAUAGUUAAACAAACUUGGAAAAAACCUUUACAUA